Messenger RNA from Polistes dominula (European paper wasp), 2740 nucleotides. RefSeq names its product orexin receptor type 2. Gene Ontology annotation, molecular function: neuropeptide Y receptor activity. Gene Ontology annotation, cellular component: plasma membrane. Gene Ontology annotation, biological process: G protein-coupled receptor signaling pathway. The record is from RefSeq and is a predicted model, not a curated record. Lineage: Eukaryota; Metazoa; Arthropoda; Insecta; Hymenoptera; Vespidae.
UAGAUACGAAAUUACUGUCGUUAACGUUUGUUGAACGUGCUCGUGUAGUGAAUAAAUACAAAGUUUGAUUCGUAGUUGUUUAAUUAUGGAAAUGAAUCGUUAUUUCAUCCGAACGUGUAGGGAAUAUUGUUUAUAAAACUUAAGGAAUAAUCGUAAAAGAAGUUCACAGUUUUAUUUAUAAAAUAUUAUAAAAAUAUCAUGAAAAGUAAUUAGUUAUAGAAAAAAUGAAACCGAGAAGUAGAUUGCGAGAUGUUUGAGAAAAGAAGUUUUUAAAUAAGAUGCGAAAUUCAUAGCUAGGACAUCCUUUAUUGCUCAGUUGAGCUAACAACUAAUGAUCGGAAAGUGUAUACGAGUGUAAUUGAGUUUAUAUACUCGAAUCGAACUUUGGUAAUGAACACUGGUGAAUCUCGUUCAUACAAGAUUAUUUUGUGUAGAAUAAUACAGUAAAUUAAACUUAUUCGGACAAAUUCAAACACGCGAGGAUAAACAUUGUGGGUUAGAUUAAUCUGCGAGUUGACAUUUUGCAAACUCUUUUGGGAGUUAGUUUGUGUGUUCAUAUGAUGAAAAGAAGAAGAAAAACUUUGUAUCAAGUUUCUGAUUCGACUUCAAGAAGUUCUAAAAAAGAUUCUAUUUGCGGUUAAUCAUAGAAGAAAGUAAAAAAACUUUAACGUUCCAGAACCAUUAGGAAGCUAACAUGUGGUCAGAUGAUAUCAAAGAAAAAAUGCACGCAAGGGGCACUACCAAUAUAUGUACUUCUUUUAAGAAGAAAACGUAGGCGUCGAGAUAAACAUUGAGUAGUUCAUCUUUCUUGAUCUAUAAAACUCGUUCAGCAUAUUUUGGUUUGUAUAACAGUUUGAAAACACAAUCUGCAUUUGUUAAGAAAACUGUUUUUAAAAAGAGGAGGAAAAAAUGGAUCGUUCAAAAGUGUUCCUUCUUAUGUGGUUCCUAUUUGUCUUACCACUUUUAACGGAUACCACGAAUAAAUCUGAUUUUUAUUCUUCAAUGAAUUUUAUGAAUGAAAGCAAUUGUACAAAUGACGCUUGUAUACCUGACGAAGAAUACCUUGACAUCAUGUACAACGAUAUAUUUCCAAACUUCACCGAUUGGGUCAUGAUAGCUCUGCACAGCAUCAUUUUCAUCACUGGACUCGUUGGUAACUUCCUCGUCUGUUUGGCUGUGUUUCGGAAUCAUUCGAUGAAAACUGUUACUAAUUACUUCAUCGUCAAUCUCGCUGUUGCUGAUCUUCUGGUUAUUCUCAUAUGUUUGCCGCCUAGUGUGCUUUGGGAUGUCACUGAGACUUGGUUUCUUGGAUGGGGACUUUGUAAGGCCAUACCGUAUCUUCAGACUGUCUCAGUGAGUGUUAGUGUUUUAACAUUAACCUGCAUAUCGAUAGACCGAUGGUAUGCCAUUUGUUACCCAUUGAAAUUCAGAUCUACUACAAAAUGGGCAAAAAUAGCUAUUGUUAUUAUCUGGACAGUAUCUUUCAUUUUCGAUAUACCAGAUAUAAUAGUUCUCCACACGGCGCCAUCCGGAAGUAAAGUCAAAACGAUACUUUACACUCAAUGCAAAUCAUCUUUAAGUCAUAAAGAUCAAACUUUGCUUUGGGCCAUAAAGUUAACUCUUUUCUACAUUGUACCAUUAAUUUUCAUGACAGUGGCUUAUCGGCAAAUAAUACGUGUUCUAUGGCGUAGCGAUAUUCCUGGACACAACCUUUCCCGUAGAACCUAUCAGAUGAGUGAGAUGCCUUCUAUCGGUGCUGGAAACCCGGAAGGUCAAUUGAGAUCUCGACGUAAAGCAGCUAAAAUGCUAAUAGCCAUAGUCGUCACAUUUGCCAUUUGCUACUUUCCAGUACAUUUGUUUUCAAUCCUAAAAUACACCAUGCUUUUACCGUCCGGCGAGUGGUCUAUUAAGGCGAGCUUGUUCAUUCAUUGGCUUUGUUACGUCAACAGUGCAGUGAACCCCUUGAUUUACAAUUUUAUGAGCGGUAAAUUCAGGAGACAAUUCAAACGAGCCGUUCCCUGUUUCAAGAAACGCAAAAAUCGUGCAAGAGCAACUCGAAUAGCAAAUAUUACGAGUUUUUUCGCUGCGAGAUCUCGCGCAACAAUUAAAUCUCUGCAAACCCCGACUAAUAGUAAUAAUAUUCAACGAAAUACCGAGAUCAUACCAUUGAGCGGAUUUGCGAUUAACGAACAACCGCCUACUAAUGGUAAAUUAGAAUAAAUUCUAAUUAAUUAUAAAUAAUAUGAUAUAACUAUAAUAUUCAUUGACACGAUAAAACAACUUGUAGAAGGAGUUGGUUAUUUAAUUCACAAUAUUCUUAAACGUGUGUGGGUUGAAAAAGUUAUAAGCUUAAAAAAGACAAAAUUAUUUUUGUCGGUCAAAUUCACUUUUAUUUUUAGAAAAAAUGAAAUAUUUCUUUUAUUAGAGCUUUAAAGUUUUCAACCGACUAUACCCCUGGUAUAUCAUAAAUUACCCUGUAUAAAUUAUUUUCUUUUUAAUUCAAAUGUGAUCUCAAAUGUGAAAUUCGAUGAAAUUUGGACGCUUUAUUUUACCAUGUCGUAUAUAUAUAUUGUAGAUUUAUAGCUUAGUUUAAUAUUAUUAUACACACGCACGAGAUAAUCAUUAUCAUUGUCAUCGUCGUAGUCUAUGUUGUCUAUCGUCUAUCGUCCUCAUCAUCAUCAUCAUCAUCAUCAUCAUCAUCAUCAUCAUCAUCAUCAUCAUCAUCAUCAUCAUAAUCAUU